Colletes gigas is the source of this 5334-nucleotide messenger RNA. Its product is annotated as myb-like protein Q. Gene Ontology annotation, molecular function: RNA polymerase II cis-regulatory region sequence-specific DNA binding; DNA-binding transcription factor activity, RNA polymerase II-specific. Bases 414 to 2807 code for a protein of 797 amino acids. The record is from RefSeq and is a predicted model, not a curated record. Gene Ontology annotation, biological process: regulation of transcription by RNA polymerase II. The transcript is spliced from 3 exons. Lineage: Eukaryota; Metazoa; Arthropoda; Insecta; Hymenoptera; Colletidae.
CCGAAACUUCGCUCGUUCGACGGCCGCGCGAUUUCGAACGCAACCGCCCUACCCGCGGGCAAGCCUUCCGGGUCAGUGAAUCCCGGGGAUUAACCGCGAACACGAACCAACACGGUGUGCCCGACGACGAUUUUUUUGUCAACGGGACCAGAGAUUUUCUCGUUCGGAACCCCCGUUUGCCGCGAGUGUCGUGCAACACACGGGCGACGGAAGUGCUCGACGCACCGCGCCCCGGUGACGUCGUGACAUGUGCGAUAGCCCGUCGUUAUCGUCGUCGCGGUGGUCAACGUCGGGGCGAGGAAAGGGACGGCGUGCAACGGCGGUGAUCGCCGGCUGGCGGGAAACGGCCGCGGGCAAGAGCACGUGGACGACAGGCACCGCGACGAGGGCCGGCGGCGCGACAGGUUGAAAAGAUGCUGGCACUGGCGAUGCGCCGCGAACACACGACCGGCCGCGGCAAUUACGAGCCCGCGAAUCCGCUCGCGGGUUUCGAGCACUUGCAGCACAACAGCGGCGGCAAUCCGUUCGCGGUUGUGCCCGCCUCGUCGGAGGGCCGGCUGCGCGAGACCGGCCCGGAGACCGACGGCGAGCUGCAGGAGUUCGUAGACAUCGCUCAGGUCCAGCAACUCCUCCAGCAACAGCAACAACAACAACAGCAGCAGCAGCAGCAACAGCAACAGCCCCAACACCACCACCAUCAUCACCAGCAACAGGUGGCGGCGGCCGCGGCCGCCUCGUGCAUCUGGGGAGCGGUUUAUCCACCCCCGCCGCCCGCUUUGGGAUACCAUCACCAUCACCAUCACCAUCACCAUCCACCGCCGCCCACCUCAGGCGAGGACACGCAGUGCGGUACCGAGGAGGCUGUCGCCGCCGGCCAGGGAAGCGACCCGCUCCAGAGGAUGACGAUGGACGGCAUGGAAGUGGUGGGCACGCAACCCCACGCGGCCACCAGCCCGUUUCUGCUAUCGUCGCCGCCCCUUGGUCAUCAUCAUCAUCACCAUCAUCACCCCACCUUCAAUCUACAGACGGUGCAGCUAAGCUUCGACGCGUGUUUGCCGUACAACGCGGCCACGUCCUCGAACUCGAUCGUUUGCGGCGUCGGCGGCACCUCGUCGCCGGUUCCCACCACAUGCACCUCAUCGACGAGCUGCAACAAGACGAUACCAAUUCUCUCGUUGGCUACGUGCGUCCCGUUGCACGCUCAACACCAAAACAAUACCGAGGCCGCGGAACACCAUGGGCCCCACCAUCAGCAUCAUCAUCAUCACCACCAUCAACGGCUCGAGGAUCAUCAGCAUCAUCGGCACGUCGAUGCCUCCUCGCCGUCGAACGACUCCAACGACGGCAAGCGACGGCUGCAGUCCGUCAACGAGGACAAGGACUGCUCGAGGGACUGCAGGGACGAUCUUCAGGAACCGAUCGAGAAGGAUAAGCCAGGUGACCUAAACACGCCGGUUACCACCAGCAGCGAUUUACCGUCCUUCUUCGGCCCCUCCGCGCUCGUCGAGCCACCUCCUAUUUCAGGCAGCCUGGCGGGCGAGGACCUGUCCCUGGAAGAGGCGACACCGGAGGACGAUGAGACGGCGACCUCCGCCAGCAGGGAUCACCGACACCACCAUCACCAGGAGUCCCAGGACAACGGGACGGCGGGGGCGCCACCAUCUAGCAGUCCGCCGCGCCACCAUCAGGCCCAGGAGGACGCGGAUCGUUGCAACGUCCUCCAAGGCGGCGUGAUACUCUACUCUUCGCCCCAUUCCACGUCGUCGGUGUCAUCCGCGCCCGCGACCAGCGUCAACAUCUGCAACGUGCCCACGCUGACCUACCGCGGCGUUUUCACGACCACCUGCGCGCAAUCCUCGCCGCUGAACACCCUGCAGAACCAGCAGCCGCAGCAGCAGCAGCAGCAACAACCCCAGCAACAGCAGCAGCCGAGCGGCCAGGAGAUCUGGGGACCGUUACCCUCGCCGACCCUCACCUUGACGGGUCAACCGUUCCUUCACCCCACUCUGCACUCGGCUCCGUACGGCGGCGAGACCGUCGAACUCCUCCAGGUCGAGUCGAAACCACCCCCGCCGCCAGGUUACCACGAUACGCCUACCGCCACCCCGGCUGGCUGGCUGACGGCGCACGAGGAGGCUUACGACCCGAACCUCCUGUCCCACCACCAUCCCCAUCACCAUCAUCAGGAGACGACGCUCAAGCAGGAACCGACCGGUACCGCGGGCUACGGACCGACCGUGCAGCAACAGCAACAGCAACAGCAACAGCAGCCUCAACCGAGCCAGCAGCAGCAACAGCAACCGCCACCGGCCGCCGGUACCGGCGUGCAACUCGCGGAGUACAACCCCAGCACGUCCAAGGGGCACGAGAUCCUCUCGCAGGUGUACCAACAGAGCGCGUUGCCGCUGAGGCUGGUCCCGGUGAAACCGCGAAAAUACCCGAACAGACCGAGCAAGACGCCGGUGCACGAGCGUCCGUACGCCUGUCCCGUGGACGGUUGCGAUCGCAGGUUCUCGCGCAGCGACGAGCUCACCCGUCACAUACGCAUCCACACCGGGCAGAAACCGUUCCAGUGUCGCAUCUGCAUGCGCUCGUUCUCCAGGAGCGACCAUCUCACCACCCACGUGAGGACGCACACCGGCGAGAAACCGUUCUGCUGCGACCAGUGCGGACGUAAGUUCGCGAGGAGCGACGAGAAGAAACGGCACGCCAAGGUGCACCUCAAGCAGAGGCUGAAGCGCGAGGCGACCCACGCGUCCGCCAGAAAUCACCCGCAGAGCCACGCAUCGCCGCCGUGCAACCAGUAAACACACGACCCUCGAACCGACGCGCCUUUCUACAGGGUGUCUUGUUUCAGUGAGUACACUAUCUAGGAAGGAGUAGUUGGUAAAAGACAUGUUUGUACAAAAGUUGUUUGGGACGGUGCUAUAGUAUGUAGUACUAAUUGUUUUCUCUGGGUGGAUUCCUUAAAUAUAUUCUUUUCUUCAGAGAGUAAGAGCAGGCACUGAGACAGAUCCAAUGAGGUGCAAUAUUAGUUUGAAUUCUAUAAAGGGUAAAUUUGUUGAGUUAUGUUUACGUCAACAGUCGCUGCUGAGCAGCGUUGGUUGCAUUCGUAUCAAGUUAUUGUUGCAAUUAUGAUAUUAUAGAAAAAUAUUAAAAGGUAGAUAAGGAAAGGGAACUCAUCAGUAAGGCUCUCCAGCAGGCACUGAGACAGAUCCAAUGAGGUGCAAUAUUAUUUUGAAUUCUAUAAAGGGUGAAUUUGUUGACUUAUGUUUACGUCAGCAGUCGCUUGCAGCGUUGGUUGCAUUCAAGUUACUGCUACAAUUAUAUUAUUGGGGCGCUGCUUUGCUGGUUGUAGAAAAACGAGAAAGAUAGAAAAGAGUAGAUAGGGAAAGGGGACUCAUCAGUAAGGGUCUCUAGCAGGCCCUGCCUUAGACUACGAUUGGGGUAGUCGAGGAGCGUAUAUAUAGCAGGUGGCGAGUAAAGCAAUUAGUACUACAUGAUGCAGCCCAUUCUAUCGAACUUCUAGUACCAACAUUCUUUUAAUGACUACAACACUCAAACAAGACACCCUCCUGUACGUUCUUCCUUGCGUUGCAACUGAAAACAACGAAGACAAGGAGGGGCGUAAAAACGGGCGUUGUUUCGACGAUCGUACGCCGCGCAUUCCUUCGAUCCAUUUUGUAGCUUCUCUCCUCGCCGGGCGACGAGGAAACGACGGAGACCUUUAGGCGGAUACGCACAGGCUGCCGUCACCGACUGAUCCGUCAUCGAUCGUCGUCGGUCUUUGCCAGCCGUGGGACUCUCGACGCUUGUAAAACCACGCGUGAUACCGAGACGCUUGUUCGGACGAUUUAUUAGUACGUAAGAGAUCCCUGGAGGAUUCGUUCGGAUAAUAUUGUAAAUACCGCGCGAGGCGGACGUUUUUUUAAUUUACCCAGAAAGAAAAUUUUUCAAAUCUUCUCUCUCGGUCUGCCGUGCCUCGAGGACGAACCGAGGGAGCGCUCUCUUCGUUGUCGCCCGUUAGUUGCAUUUAGUUUCCCUUUUUUUUCUUUUCUUCUUCUUUUCCACGGAACGAGUUCGAACGAUUCCUAGCUUCGCCGGGUUAAGUUGUUUCCCCCCACGACGACGGGUCGGUAUCGGUCCACGAACGGGCCCGUCGGGGAUCGUUAUUUACGGGCGGUCGCGUUUUAUGCCCUUGUUUGCGAUCGGGGAACGACCGAGAGACGCGGAUGCGAAAAAAUCGCGCGCGCCGAGAUAUUCCAGUGUCGCGGUAUACUGCGACCGCGUUCGCGAACGAACGGCGUACGAAUCGAUACCGCCCGCAGCUUCCGGGAAUCAGGGAGGAAUUCAUCCGACAAGAUAGAUAGAGAGAGAGAGAGAGAGAGAGAGCAAACGCGAGCGCGUAAAAAAGAAAAAAAAAAAUAAUAUGGUCGCGCGAGCUUCUCGAAACGAUCCACCGAGAACGAUUCGAAAAGCCCGCGCGCGCCUCGCGAUGGGGGGAGUUAUCGAAAAGUAUUUUCUAUGUAUUUUUAUAAGCGCUCGAACGGAUGUGCUCGCUCGCGAGCGUUCGUUCGGGAUCCUGCGGGGGAGGCAUUAGCGCUGGACGAUGCUCAAAAUCAGGUUCCGCGUCGAAAAAAAAAAAAAACGAACGAUUCGAUGUCGCGUGGUCGGUCCGACCAAGAGACGCGCACACACGGCCCUGAUAUCGUUGCAAGAAUCGAUCCACGCACUGUUUUGCGUCCUCGAACCUCGUGUCUUUCAAUCAUACAAUCGAACAAUCGCUUCGUAUCGUCCUCUACCUCUCGAACGGGUCCACGUUGUCUCGUUCCUACUUCGAACAAAACGCCCUUCCGUGAUCCGGACACGCUAAAAUCUCGGACUUUUCCCCCGCCCACCCGCGUUAACAUUCGAACCGUCCUCCCGUGUCCCCCGUCCCGGAAAAGAAAACAAAAAAAAAAGAAAAACCCCCGCGCCAUUCCCAGCUUUUUUUUUCAAAAACGCACGUCAAGUCCCCUCCCCCUUCGUUAACGAUCCUUUCGCCGCCAGCAAACCCCACGAGUAAAAUCGUAAUUAGUCGUGAUCAUCGUUGUUGAACCGGAAGUUUUCCUUUGUAAAUAUGUAUAUAUAUAUAAUAACGUGUUAUAGAUAUGUAUACAUGGGUUACGUGUCUAAUCGUACGAGCAGAGACAGAGAGUGACAGAGGGAGAGAAAGGGAACCCGUUAAAAUCUUUCACUUUCCUCCUUUUAAUCUUGCCGCCCUACUUUCCCCUCUUCUCCUCUCGGUUCUCCCCCCCCCCACUCCCCUCCGAAAUCGCUCCCCUCCCUCCCUCC